Molecule: messenger RNA, 2233 nt
Organism: Odontomachus brunneus
Lineage: Eukaryota; Metazoa; Arthropoda; Insecta; Hymenoptera; Formicidae
Gene: Srp68
Product: signal recognition particle subunit SRP68
Exons: 3
Coding region: 215-1939 (574 amino acids)
Biological process (GO): SRP-dependent cotranslational protein targeting to membrane
Cellular component (GO): signal recognition particle, endoplasmic reticulum targeting
Molecular function (GO): 7S RNA binding; signal recognition particle binding; endoplasmic reticulum signal sequence receptor activity
Source: RefSeq, a predicted model, not a curated record
CACCUGAUUGGCUGAGAAGCUACAUCUAAGGCACUUUUAUCGAUAAAAGAGGAUUCAGAAUAUGGACCAGAGUCUUUCUUCGGGUAGGAUCCGUUUAGCGUUGCAAGUACUCAAGAGCGACCAAUCAUAUAGCUUUAUUUAACGCUUCCAAACAUUGGAAGUGUCAAUCUCGGACUCUGUUCUUUAUGAGACUUGAGUACGUGGUUAGUACACGAUGGUGGUCGAGGAGAAAAUGGAUUUCUCGAAAGAGAACACGGUGCAGAAUGACGUGACAGCGAAGGAACCGAAGACCUUUUCUUUAGAGAUUUUGAAAAUAAUCAAGGAGGCACAGCAGCAGCAUGGCCUGCGACAUGGUGAUUACCAGCGAUAUCGUGGCUACUGCUCGAGAAGGCUCAGAAGACUGCGUAAGGUAUUGAAAGUACCACAGGGUGACAGACGUCACUUCAAGAGGAAAGACAUCAUCCCUGUUAUGGUCAGCGAGGAUAAAUUCUUGCAAGUGCCCUUGAUAAUGGCUGAGCGUGCGUGGAGUUAUGCGAUGCAGCUGCGUCAGGAAUCUAACACAGAGCCAAGGAAAAAGUUUCAUCUGGUAUCGAGACUGAAGAAAGCAGCUGCAUAUUCCUUGCAAUUACAAGAUUUAAUAGAGAAAGUAAACUGCGACGCGCGCACCAAACUGGAAGCUCAAGCAUAUGUAGCCUGGAUGAACGGCUCGCUGCAGUUUGAGUUGCAGUUGUGGAAACAGGCCAUGGAAAACUUAAAGAAAGCACAGGUGGUGUACGGCAACCUGGCGUCCGCGUUGCCAGAGGCGGAGCAGAUCAUGUAUAAGGCGCGAGUGGAGGAGUUGGCGCCUAGUCUCAGAUAUUGCGCCUACAACAUCGGAGACACCAGCGCGAUAGAUGAUCUCAUGCAGAUGCGUGGCCAACUGAGCGGCGAACUGAUGGCCAGUCUGGACUCCUUGAUCGCACAGACGCGCGAGAAGCAGGCCAACAUGGAGGAGGUGACAUGGCGCGGCAAAUCGUGCGGCACUGUUCCGCCGAGGGCGGCCGGUCUGAUCAUCGCGGACUCUAGACUGAAUCAAGCGCUGGAGAAAGCCGCCACGAAUCAGGCCAAGAUCGACCUGCUCGAGGCGCACUUGAUCGACUGCAAGGACGCGCUGUCAGUCGUGCGCGAUCACUUCAAGACCGAGCUGAAGAAUCGGGAGAGCAACGACAAGUGGUCGGCGCCGCAGCACCUCAUCAAUUAUCUGCAAUACAUCCGGCUGUCGCGCACGUUGGAGCGUAAUCUGGCGCUGGUGAGCGCAGCAGAGGAAUCUGAGAAAGCCAAACCUCAGGACAUCGUGCGCCUGUACGAGGCUGCUCUGCAUAACCUCGUGGAGAUUUCUCAGUUGCAGGACGACACGGAGUUUUUGGAGGAGCAGACGGCCAAGACGAAGGGCUAUAGGGCUUUCCGCUGCUACUACAUAGCCCAGUCGCUUGCCAACCUUCACCGUUGGCGCGAAGCUAUGGCGCUCUAUCAGAGAUCACUGCAGCAUGUGAAGGAUGCGCUCAAGUAUGCUCAGAUCCUUCCGGACGCGUUGAAGGCCGCCUUGUGCAAGCUGGAAACCUCCGUGGAGGCCGCACAGUACGCCGCUCACGCUCACAGCGUUCUCGAGGACCACGAAGAGGAGGGUGGCACGAAUAAGCACGCCAAAACAAAGAAGCCCUUGUAUGAGCGCUUGCACGAGUACAGAGAGGAUCCCGCGCUUCUCACCAAACAACCGAACGUCUACAAACUGCCGCCGCCGAUGCGCAGUAUUCCCUGCAAGCCCUUGUUCUUCGACCUGGCUUUCAACAUGGUAGAGUUCCCCGAUCUGUCGCAUAAAAUGGGCGAUCAAGCCAAGAGAGGACAGGCCGGCUUCGUCAGCGGUUUCGUCAAGGGUCUCUGGGGUUGGGGAAAUAAAUAAUCAUUUCGCAUGCAAUUCCCAAGGAGCGACAGGAUCUUGGACACGUUAUAUAGAAAGUACAACGUGGUGUACCGUUAUUGCUGUAUGUGUGUCUCUCUUUGUGAGAUAUAUCAGGCCAGAAUGCUGGGCCUCUAGAGGAAAACGUUUAGUAGUCGGCAUUCUAUAUAUCUUCAGCAUUGGAAACUGUAACGAAUGCCUGUUACUGAACGUUUCCCUUUUACAUAUAAAUCGAAUUUGCACUAUAACAAUAAUAUUGCCGGGGAUAAAAAUAAAAUGGAAUACUUGGUGUACAGA